This is a messenger RNA of Oryzias melastigma (Indian medaka), 2660 nucleotides long. RefSeq names its product glycosyltransferase 8 domain containing 2 (gene glt8d2). The record is from RefSeq and is a predicted model, not a curated record. Gene Ontology annotation, molecular function: glycosyltransferase activity. Bases 1242 to 2105 code for a protein of 287 amino acids. Gene Ontology annotation, cellular component: Golgi apparatus. The transcript is spliced from 10 exons. Lineage: Eukaryota; Metazoa; Chordata; Actinopteri; Beloniformes; Adrianichthyidae.
AGCCUUCUCACUUCUUCAGACUGACCAUGAUCUCCACCCCUUUUCUGAUGCUGCUGCGAGAGAAAAUGAAUCAUGCCUCUCCUGAGAAAAAGAUGCUGGUGGAAACUACAGGUGGUGGAAGAAGUGAAGGACUUAGAGUCGGGACUUUGACAGGAAAAACUAGCUGACGUGAUGGAAAGAAGAAAGGCAGACCUCCUGUGUGACCAGAUGGAAAGAGAUCGGGACCAGCUUCAAUUACUAUCGUGGUGUGAAAGAGGAACAGAGGAUCCUGACAGAAGAGUUUGCUAAGAAUGUUCUGGAGUGGAGUUCCAGGUCAACACCAGAGUGGCACGCUUGCAGUGCUCAGCGGUUGGCGACAUCUUAAAACUAAAUUUAUUGGAAAAUUAUUGUGAAAAGCAGAAAUGAAUGAAAAUAAAGACAUAAAAAACCAGUCCUGUCUUGGCUGAGGCUGUGACAGCAACAACUGAUGAAGCUACACAAACAAGUGGUGGAUCUAAGUCAGGGGUCGGCAACCUUAACAGUAAAAGAGCCAUUUGGACAACAAGAUGGAUACACUCAAGAAACAAGGGGACGACUUUGUCAGAACACGCCCCUUUCCCCACCUGCUGGCCACCUUGCCAGGUAAAUUGGUUGAUCAGUCUCAUCUUUCUUAAAGAAAAGUCUCCAGUAACAGACUCUCCAGACAGACUUGUUUGACUCGAACACUGAUACCGGUUGGAUCGCCUGACAGAGAGGAUGAGGUGUUGGUGGACGAAUCCUCAUGGUUGGAAAAGCCCCUGCAUGGGAUGUACCACCAGACGAUAACUGAAGUGGCGGAUAUCAAGAAGUCCUACCAAUGGCAUGAAAGGGCCAACCUCCAGGACGCUCUGAUCCUGGAAGCUCAAGAACAAGGCCUGAGCACCAGAGCGACAGAUCUACCACACCAGACGAGACCCAAAGAGGCGCCGGAAACAAUCCAGCACAUAACUGCAGGGUGUUAAAAAAAAGAAUAGAUUAAAGUAGGAUUGUUCAUUGUUCUAUGCUUUUCAGUCUGACAAUGUGUUUCAGUUAAUCAGGUUCUGGUGUUGCUGCUGCUGCUGCUGGUCUGUUUGCUCCUUCACAGUUUACAACUCAGAGCCUGGAGCGGUUCAGGUCACAGGAGAAGUUAUACUGGAGAAGGUCAAACAUCCAAACACAGACGACCAGCAGAAGACGUCAUUCCCAUCAUCAUCUGUGCAUCAGAGGAGCGUGUGGGCGCCACCAUGGCCACCAUCCACAGCGUCAUUGCUAACACCGAGGCUAACGUUUUCUUCUAUAUUGUCACCCUUCGGGAUGCUGUUAAACUUACGAGGAGGUACAUAGAAAAAACAAAGCUAAAAGGAAUCCAGUAUAAAAUACUAGAGUUCAACCCAAUGGUUCUUAAAAAAAAGGUGAAGCCUGACUCAUCUCGUCCAGAUCUCCUACAUCCACUCAACUUUGUUCGUUUUUACCUUCCUCUGCUCGACAUAAGCCAUGAAAGAGUGAUAUACUUGGACGAUGACGUCAUUGUGCAGGGUGACAUUAGGCGUCUGUUUGGCAUCUAUCUAAAGAAAGGACAUGCAGCUGCUUUCGCCACUGACUGCGACCUGCCUGCAGCCCGUGAGAUGAUCCAGAGCAUUGGCAUGCAGACAACGUACAUGGGCUUCCUGGACUACAGGAAACAGGAAGUUAAAGACCUGGGCAUCGACCCCAGCGAUUGCACCUUCAACCCUGGAGUGUUUGUGGCCGACAUGAAAGAGUGGAAGAAGCUGAAAAUAACCAAACAGCUGGAGAAAUGGAUGGAACUAAACUUCAGACAGAACAUUUACAGCAGUUCUAUGGCAGGAGGCGUGGCAACUCCACCCAUGCUUAUAGUUUUUCAUGACAAAUUUACACGUCUGGACCCUCUGUGGCACGUCCGACACCUGGGCUGGAGUCCAGACCCCUUUUAUUCGACAAGUUUCCUUCAGGAGGCUCACCUCCUGCACUGGAACGGCCCCUUUAAACCGUGGAAUUAUCCCGCCGUCCACCUGGAUCUGUGGGAGAGAUGGUUCAUCCCAGACCCCUCUGGGAAGUUCACUUUGACUCGCUCUGAUAAAGACAGUUGAAGUUUGGGAGGAGUAUGGAUUCAUGAUCUUAAAGCUGUGAUUGGGACAAAAUAACAUUUAAACGAUUUUAAUUUAGAAGUCUGCAGUAGCUUGAAGUACAUCCUGUUACACAAACUAAUAGAAUGGUUAGAAAACUUUCUUACAAAUCCUCCUACGACUUUUUCUGUUGUAAAAGUAACUAGUUACCAGGAGAAGUAACUAUUUGCAACACUAAAAAGUGGUUGAAUGUCAUCAUGUGGAUUUUUCUGAUGAAUUAUUACAGGUUAUACCUGUACAUAUUGAUAUCAAUGACAGUAAAAGGUUUAGGUUAUAUUUGUACCAGAAGAUAAAAGAUAUGAUUUUUUAUCUCUCUUACAACCCAAGUUAAACUCCAACAACCUGAGACGGCUAGAAAAAAGAAAAACACCAUGAACUUCUAAGCAUUUUGUUCACAACAAAACUCAACAUUUAAAUAACAUAAUGUGAAUUUAAGGGUUAACCAAACCCUAAAUCAACUUUUUUUUGUCUGUUGACCUCUAUAAAUGAGGCUUUAAAAGUUCUGUCUGUUGGUCGUUG